AUGAGACGGAUUGAAGCGGGGCGCAGUACCGUUGCGGGAGAUGGCCAGAUUAUGUCGGAAGUCGCUUGUUCGUCGGAGAGACCGACGCCUUCAAGGAGGUUGGAGUUUAGUUGCGAUUCGGCUGUGGUGAAGGGUGUGACUGACGCUAGACGAGCGUGGGAAAAAGAUGUCACAGCAUUUCUUGUGUCUCAGUCGCACAUGUCGUUGGCACGCGAUCCGCUGCUUGAAUUGAAGCUUGACGACAGUCAGGAGGGAGUUGAGAGAAGGGAGCGGGGCGGCGUGUCGUCGAUGCCGUCGCCGCUGGCUGCUGGGAACCCGAUGGAGGUGCUGCAGCAGCGGUCGUCGCGGCUUCAUGAUGAUUUUAAGUUUGAGAAAAGGCACCUUUGCACAGGUGAAAUGCCCGAGAGCAAACCACCGCCUUGCGCUUGUGCGAGCCGUGCAGCAGAGGAGGAAGAAGAGCAAGUUGUCAGUGGCCGUGGCGUUGUUUAUUCCGAUGCCGGCAUGUUUAAUCCUUAUAAUUUGAACGAAGGUGUGACGAGAAUGGAGCGUGACUGCUCAAGCCCGUGCCUUAUUCCUACCCCAGAGAGCCACACACUUGGGCCUCAAGGCGUCUCUCAGGCUACCACGGACUGUGCGCCCACUCUGGUUGUGCGGGAGUUUUCGUCAUGUCAAGGAGCAAACACCGGUCCACCCCGCCCCUGUAACGCGGAGGAGCAGCAAGACGCCGUGGCCGGUGAUGGCUGCACGGGAGAGGCAUUACAGGAGUCUGGCGAUGAGGGCUGCGGUGAGGGUGCUGUACCGCCUGGUGAUUCUGCUGAGGGGGUCUUAGUUCUUUGCGAACGACAUGAUGUGGUGGGGCGGGGAGAGGUGGGUGGAAAGAAGCAGAACUGGAGUUUGCACCUGCCGUCAAUUCAACCGAAAGGAAAAAAUGGUGGCGAUGUGGAAGAGGAUGCUCCAUUAUUUCAUCGUGUGCCGGCUGUGAGGCGCAAGGCUGCUGCGGGAGCAGCCUCCACGAUGGAUCUCUCAAGAACCCGAUACACGGAGGGCAUGCGAGUUGAAGGAAAGUGGGGUUGUCAAUGGUUUGGCGCAGUAGUUACGGAGCAGGAAAAGAAUGGCUACGUGCAAAUUCGCUGGGACGCCGAUGGUUCCUUAUUGCAUGUCAAACUGCGGGAAAUUCGUCCACUGCAAGAAAAGGAGAGGAAGAAUGGGACGAAGGAAAGGAAUCUCGUAAGCUCGAAUUCCGUCAUGACGGCGACUCAGUUGGUGGAGAUUAUGGAUAAUGAGACUCCAAAUAAGCUUUCGUUGAAGGAGGAGUUGGGGCCAACUCCCUGGGACACAGUGGAUUUGGUAAACCCAUCGUCCCUCACACUUUAUCUGACACCGACGGCGCACUCACGCUUAGCAGGAAAAGUUUCUGCUCUCACUAAGCUGAAGGAGCGAGGGACUUUGGUAGUGGAGUCUCCUGCACAGUUAGAACCCAGCGCAUUGGCAGCGUCCGCUGGCGAGCGGCGGCCGGAGCCGCGCAUGUCUUUUUUCGUCGUUGCCGAUGAGGAUGUGGAGGAAGACGAUGGGAUUAUGAUCGCAGUGGCGCACGCUAUGGGACUUUCUACCAUUUCUUUGCGGUGGCUGGAAGAGCUUGAGAUAGAUGUCGCGGAUGAGUGUCAACAGGUGCGCGUUCCCAAGCUGAAAGACCUUAUUGGGCAAGGCAGUGAUGCGCGUGUGCGAUGGCGGCUGCUUCCAUUGAAGGAAGAACGAUUUCUCAGCAAGAAGCGGGUUUACCUCGCAGGAGACGACGCCGAGGUCGCAUUUCUUCUCCAAGUCUGUGGAGCCACAGUCACGCUUCAACCACCAAUGGAUGGGGACUCUCCCCCGCAUUAUGUGUACGUGGCUCCUGGGAGGCGGGCGCGGAUAACUCCUGGCAUCUCGUCUGUGGCAUUGCUGGAAAAAUCAUGGUUGCUUCACCGCAUCCACGAGUUCUUCCUUGCGCUCCCCCCGCCGCGGCGGGACAGCAGUAGCACGGGCGUGGUCGGCAAUUUACUUCUUGCUGGCCCGGUAUCCGGUGUCAAGCGCCCCAGAGAAGAGGAGGAGGAGAGGAUGGAGACGAAACCGAAUUUGGCGGAAGCCGUCCCUUCAUCGACGGCAGUUGCAGUUUCAGGGUCGAGUCGUGUGAUGGCUUCCUCGAGUACUGAGGCGCUGCCGGUGUUGGAGGGCGAAGACUACUACUUUCGCGUGCCGCAGGUGAGCAAAUACAAGAUGGAUGCUAGGAGAAGAAAUGAAGCACCGGUGGUGGAACUGGGGCGCGUGGUGCGUAUUGUUGGGGGUGGCAUCGUGACAAUGCGGAUAUACGAGGUGAAGCACCGGGUUUUGCGACAAAACCCCCGCACAGGAUGCCUUGAGAACCAGACAUCUGUGUACUUGGGUUUACGCGCCGCAAACGUAACGGUGGCGGACCUCAUCUUCAGCAUCCCUGUCUACGUUGUCGAUGCCUCGCAGAUGCAGCACGUAUAUGUGCUUGAAUCCCCCCCAAGGAGUGUAGAUGCAUCCGCCGGCAGUGGUGUCGAGGGCCAGAAAACUCAACUGAUGAAAACAGAGGACGAGGAAGUGUCAAACUGGCAGUGUAUGGACGAUAAAGCUUCUCUUUCUGUGUGCCCCGCCGGACUGUCGUCUGGUUCGGUGCCAUUGGGCGUGCACACACGCUCUGGUAACCAGGAGAGUCGUGUGCUCAAGGAAAUUAUAGUGAACGGUUGGCAAAUACGUCCUGGCGUGGAUGUUUGGUUUCAUGACCACUUUUCCUCGGCGCAGAUGGCGAGCUCCUCCUCCGAAAGAAGAAGUAAGGGGCGUGUGCAGACGAUUCAGUGUGUGGCGGCCGGCGUGGUAUUGGUCGUGCAUCGGAAAAAUUCAAUUGAGGACGCCGACGGGUCGAGGGUGGCCGUGAUCACACCAGACAUGGUGACGGCGUUGGCGUAG
This is a messenger RNA of Trypanosoma conorhini, 2967 nucleotides long. RefSeq lists its product as uncharacterized. The transcript has a single exon. Lineage: Eukaryota; Euglenozoa; Kinetoplastea; Trypanosomatida; Trypanosomatidae. The record is from RefSeq and is a predicted model, not a curated record. Bases 1 to 2967 code for a protein of 988 amino acids.